AUGAUGCUGGUCUCAGUUGCAGCUGAAACUGAAGACCUACUUGGAAAGAUGUUCACUUUCCCAGAAGACUCAUCCUCAGCUCAUGUGAAGCUGUUGAUGUCAUACAGGAACUUCAGCGCUCUCACAGUCUGCCACAGAUCUUUCACUGACCUCACAAGAUCUCAUGCCUUCUUCUCGCUGUUCACAUCUUCUGCUGAAGAUUUCUUCCUGGUUCAUUAUCAUGGUAAGACCCAGCAGAUGAUGGUACACAUCGGCAAUACCAGUGUGGGUUAUAGUGGACUAGACUACGCCCCAAACAAAUGGCACUCCCUGUGCACCACCUGGGACUCCAGCUCAGGUCUGGUGCAGCUGUGGUUCAACGGACAACGUCUGAGCAAGAAAUACAUCUUUGAGACAAUCAUUAGAUCAUCCAUCUUCAUCUUGGGACAGGGAGAGGCCCGUGAUGGCAGAGAGUCUUUCACGGGGAUGAUGUCAGAUUUUCAGGUGUGGGAUUAUGCACUGUCUCUCUGUGAGAUCCAGAGAUACAAUUCGAACCCGUCUGACACUUCAGGAAAUGUCAUCGACUGGAGAGAGCUGGACUUUGAGAUCAUCGGGAGAGUCCUCGUCGAAUUCACAAACGCGUGUUAG
This is a messenger RNA of Boleophthalmus pectinirostris (great blue-spotted mudskipper), 627 nucleotides long. Its product is annotated as serum amyloid P-component-like. The coding region runs from base 1 to 627 and encodes 208 amino acids. The record is from RefSeq and is a predicted model, not a curated record. NCBI's taxonomy places the organism in Eukaryota, Metazoa, Chordata, Actinopteri, Gobiiformes, Gobiidae. The transcript is spliced from 4 exons.